CUUUCUCUUCCUUCUCCCUCCAUUUCCAAGCUCUAGUUCAUCUCUUUCUCUCUCUUCUUCAUUCGAUUUCAAGCGGCAUAAUCGAACAAUGUAGCUCCAGAUUCAUGCGAAAAUAGCUGCGGAUUCAAAAAUAAGAGUGAAAUUCGGUUCAUAUAAAACAAUGACGGAUUCAUGGUUUAGUAACUUUUGGAGAUCAUCUAGCAUGCGUAAGAGUAUAUCCGAAGAAGAUAAGGCUGUUAUAGGAAUCUCUGCGUUUGAGAUCGCGAGUUUGAUGUCAAAAGUAUUAAAUGUAUGGUACUGUCUUAGAGUUAAUCAAGUUAUUCAUCUGAAAGAAGAGAUCAAGCAUUCGAUUGGUAUUCGGAAGCUUGUUUCAGAUGAUGAAGAUCAUCUUAUAGAUCUUGCUGUUGCUGAGAUCACGCAGAAUGUUCAAUACGUAGCGAAAUCAGUUGCUCGGUUGGGGAAAAGAUGCUCAGAUCCAGUCUAUCACUUUCUUGAAGGUGUAUUUGAUGAACCGUUUGAGAUUGAUCUUAACUGGUCAGUUUGGAUAUACAAAGUCAAGAAAAUGGAGAGAAAAGUUAAGAAGAUGGAGAGAUUCGUGGCGGUUACUGCACAGUUACAUCAGGAAUUGGAAAUUCUAGCUCAUUAUGAACAGGAUCAUAGACGAAUAGAGGGGAAUAUGAAUGUAAAUCAGAUGAAAUUGCUUGAAAUCCGACAGAAAGUGUUAUGGCAGCGACAAGAGGUGAAUUAUCUUCGUGAAUCUUCUCCAUGGAUUAGAACUUAUGAUUAUACAGUUAGGCUUCUUCUAAGAUCUCUGUUCACAGUUGUUGAGAGGAUUAAACGUACAUUUGGAUUGAUUCAACAGAAAUCGGUUCUUGAUUGUUUACUCGCAAUCCAUCAAUCUGAAAACAGUUCAUCUUUAGAUCAAAUGAGAUCAAAGAAGAAACAAAGUAAACUUCAUUUCCAAUUGAAGAACAUGGGAUUAUUAUAUAAUGUUGAAUCCUUUAAAGAAUGUAUAACAGGCAGAAAUGAGUCUCCAAUUCUCAGUAGCUGCAAGCCAACCAACAACAUGUUUCAGAAAGAAGAUUAUGUUAAUGACCCGCAAAGGAUUACAUUCGUGCUCGUUUACAAACCGAAGUUAUUGGACGGUUCACCCUCCACUCUUGGUCAUCUCGCUUUGGCUAAUCUGUACGCGAAUAUUAUCAUAUUAAUCGAGAAACUUUCGAAUUAUCCUCAAUAUAUUAGCCCGGAAGCUAGAGAGGAUCUAUAUAGCAUGUUAACUACUUCUAUCAGAGCAUCGCUUAGAGCGAAACUCAAGUUUUUUGAUAGAACUUGUUCCGGUUUGUCCUCUUUUGUUGCGUCUGAAUUGAGCUCGCAACUUAAAAGGAAACUAGAGUGGUUGGCGCCUCUUGCUCAUAAUAUGAUCAAAUGGCAAUCGGAAAGGAACAUCGAGAAGCAAGGUAUGAUUCAGAAGACGAAUAUACUCUUGUUGCAGACGCUUUACUUUGCUGAUCAGGUCAAGACGGAAACUGAUAUUGUCGAACUUCUUACUGGUCUCACUUAUAUUUCAAGGUUUGGAAGAGAAAUAAAUGAUAAGGCAUUGUUCGAUUCUCACUGAAAACACAUUCAGAAAUGUUGGUAAGAAAUGAGAAAAGAAGUUCAAUAUUAAUUUUCAUUGCCAACUCCAAACACAUAUAUUACAUUAUUGCAUAUUUUUUUGAAAAAGGA
Molecule: messenger RNA, 1725 nt
Organism: Impatiens glandulifera
Lineage: Eukaryota; Viridiplantae; Streptophyta; Magnoliopsida; Ericales; Balsaminaceae
Exons: 2
Coding region: 161-1615 (484 amino acids)
Biological process (GO): positive regulation of growth
Source: RefSeq, a predicted model, not a curated record